GGCCGAUAAGUUGUGGUUACAAAACAGACAAACAUGCAGAAGAAAGCCGGUGGCGGCCUUUUAUCCUUUUUUAAGACCGAAAAUGGACGUAAAGUGGUGUUCUAUGCGGCGGGCACGACCACAGCUGGACUUUUCAUAGCCAACUUUGUGCCACACACAUUCGGACUGAAAUAUUACCGAAAUUUUGUCCAAUGUUAUCAGAAUGGCAUUGAACGUGAAGUUCCGGAAGCAGUGCAGCAACGUGUGAGUCAGGCAAUGGACAAGCUGGAGAUUGAUCCGCGUGAGCGCAAGUUCGUUAAACCCUUUACUGUAUUUGGAUUCGAUCUGUUCCAAGCGGGCACCACAAAGUAUCGCUUUGGCGCCGCCCUGGGCAUACCCGUAAACUAUGCCUAUGGCAGCACUGAUGAGAUCAAGCGGGCAGAUAUACGCUUUCGCGAUCAGCAAAUCGAUUGGACCUCGGACAGCGGCAAACUGUUGGAGAAAGCUAUUGUCUUGACGGAGGACGAGCAGGUGUUUGGACUAUGCAAGGCCAUUCUGCAGCUGCAAACGCAUCGCGUGCUUUUGAACUCUAUAUACCCCAGUCUGAGCUUCCUCAUGGUCUACACCGUGGGACACUUCUUGAACCUGCGUCUCAAUCUAUUUGCGCGUCAUGGCAGCAUGCGUUUUGUUUUAUACACAAUUUUGGGCUUGUUCGGCGUGGGCAGCUGGUCUUUCAUGAAGGACGUUAAUCAGGUGGUCACCGAUGCGGACAUAGACAAGAAACUUGCAACGCUGGGUCCACAGUUUGUGGCCGCCGGCAUUAGCUACUAUGAUAAGCAUUUAAAGAAGAAUAUUGCCCUAAGAAAUCUCAUUGGAGACAACACCUACACGGCUCUGGGCAAUGAGAACUACAUGCUGCGCCAGAAGUCUAUGCCAUUGACGGCGCGCAAGUCUUUCUUUGAGGAAAAAUGGCAGGAGCUACAAAAUCAACAGGAAACGGCGGCGACACAAUAAACAUACCAAACCGCCUGAAGGAAACUGUUUUGGUAAAAA
Messenger RNA from Drosophila virilis, 1032 nucleotides. Its product is annotated as transmembrane protein 177. NCBI's taxonomy places the organism in Eukaryota, Metazoa, Arthropoda, Insecta, Diptera, Drosophilidae. Gene Ontology annotation, cellular component: membrane. The record is from RefSeq and is a predicted model, not a curated record.